Messenger RNA from Triticum aestivum (bread wheat), 889 nucleotides. RefSeq lists its product as uncharacterized. The record is from RefSeq and is a predicted model, not a curated record. The transcript is spliced from 2 exons. Bases 96 to 566 code for a protein of 156 amino acids. NCBI's taxonomy places the organism in Eukaryota, Viridiplantae, Streptophyta, Magnoliopsida, Poales, Poaceae.
GUCAAAUUAGCACAGGGAGGGAAACCUGAAUUCUGAAGAAGUGAGGUCUGAUCCAAUUUUACACGCAGUGGUUUGAAUCGAUACUGUCGACGGCGAUGCGGAAGAGAUGCGCCGACGAGAAGCAGCUGGUCCAGCUCAAGUUCGGCCUGCCGGACUGCCAGCCUCAGGCCCUGUUCGCGCUGUGCACCGGUGCCUCCUCCGACCCCACGCUCAAGGUGUACACGGCGAAGAACGUGACGGAGGAGCUGGAGCGGGCGAAGCGGGAGUUCCUGCAGGCCGGCGUGGUGGUGCGGAAGUCGAGGAAGGUGUUCCUGCCGCGCCUCGUGGAGCGGUACGCCAAGGAGGCCGGCCUCCCCGUCGGCGAUGGCAUCCUCGCGUGGGCGCGCGACAACUUGGACGGCCGGGCCGCGCAGGAGGCAAUCCAGCGGUGCGCCGCCGCCGCCGCCGCGGCAGGCGGCCGGCGCAGGGCGUCGCAGGCCUUCGAGUGGCUCCCGUACAACGCCAGGUUCCGCUACGCCUUCGCCAGGAGCAUGGUCGACAAACAAGCCGCCGCGGUGCUAGCCUAGAUUGUUCUCGCCUUCCUAGUUGCUAGCUGCUGCAGCUGCAGCUGCCGAGUACUGGUGUAUCUAUAUAUAUAUAUAUAUAUAUAUAUAUAUAUAUAUAUAUAUAUAUAUGACAAAUUUUCCCUACUACCGGGUGUAGUUACUCCCACUUAUGUUUCAUACGUUUUAGGUAGUAUCUAUCAUAUCGGAGAGUAUGUACGCGUAGUAUGUAGUAUAUAAGAAUGUUUAGGUAGUAUAUAUACUACUUUUUUUGGUAGUAUGUAUCAUAUUUUGCGCAUACUCUAUUUCACGUAUAAAUAUGUACGUAUUUCACAAAUACAAUAAAA